UUUUGAUUUACAAAGAGGGGAAAGGUCAAAUCAAUGGAUGGAAGGUGGUACCCGGACCGGGAGGUAGACGACGUGGCCGAUCGAUGACAUCGACGCCCCGCUCCACUCGCCUGGCACCCUUCCAAUCCGUCUCCUCCUCCCCCUCCCCUGCCGCGACUCCUGUCGCCUUCACUCCCCGCCGCUCCAACUCGCACCCCGCUGCCCGCCUCCGCCUCCGCUGCUGCUGCUCCACCGGCGAUUCAGCGGCGAUGGUGAAGGCCAUCAGGGUCCACGAGCUCGGCGGCCCCGAGGCGCUGCGGUGGGAGGAGGUGGAGGUGGGCGAGCCCGGGGACGGCGAGAUCCGGAUCCGGAACACCGCCAUCGGCGUCAACUUCAUCGACGUCUACUUCCGCAAGGGCGUCUACCCCGCUCCCCUCCCCUUCACCCCCGGUAUGGAAGCUGUUGGUGUGGUGACCGCUGUAGGGCCUGGCCUGACCGGCAGGAAAGUCGGGGAUGUUGUCGCGUACGCAGGCAAGCCUAUGGGUUCUUAUGCUGAAGAGCAGAUUAUUCCAGCCGAUGUUGCUGUUCCUGUCCCACCUUCAGUAAAUCACAAGACAGCGGCUGCCAUCAUGCUCAAGGGGAUGACUGUUCAUAUGCUAGUUCGCCGCAUAUUUAAGGUUGAGACCGGCCAUACCGUUCUCGUCCACGCUGCUGCUGGUGGAGUUGGAUCACUCCUUUGUCAAUGGGCAAACGCCCUUGGUGCCACUGUCAUUGGAACUGUUUCAAAUGAAGAGAAAGCCUCACAUGCACAUUUUGAUGGAUGUCACCAUGUGAUCAUCUACACAAAGGAAGAUGUUGCAACCAGAGUCAAGGAGAUUACAGGUGGAAAAGGUGUAAAUGUGGUCUAUGAUUCUGUUGGAAAGGACACAUACAAGGCAUCCUUGGAGUGCCUGGCGUCCCGUGGUUUCCUGGUGUCGUUCGGGCAAUCCUCGGGCUCGCCUGACCCGAUCUCCAUGGGCGACCUGGCGGCGAAGUCGCUUUUCCUGACGAGGCCAAGCGUGAUGCACUACACAGGCACCCGUGACGAGCUGCUUGAGGCGGCGGGCGAGGUGUUUGCCAACGUGGCCAACGGGGUGCUGCACACCCGCGUGAAGCACACCUACCCGCUGUCCGAGGCGGCCCGCGCCCACGCCGACCUCGAGGCCCGGAAGACCUCAGGCUCCGUACUGCUGAUCCCGUAGAACUAAGCACCAUCUUCCUUUCCAGUAGGAGAAGAAUGAAUGAAUAAACAGGGACUAGGCGAUGUAUGGGCUCUGGAAUUACGAAUGCCUGUGAAUAUGUUGGCAGGAGUUGGCAUCUGAACACCGAAUCCUCUGUCAGUCUGUCUCACCUGGUUAUGUUGGAUUCAGUAUGAAUGAAUGUUUGGUGGUUAUGAGUUGAA
Molecule: messenger RNA, 1420 nt
Organism: Triticum urartu
Lineage: Eukaryota; Viridiplantae; Streptophyta; Magnoliopsida; Poales; Poaceae
Product: GroES-like zinc-binding alcohol dehydrogenase family protein
Cellular component (GO): cytosol
Molecular function (GO): mRNA 3'-UTR AU-rich region binding; quinone reductase (NADPH) activity; NADPH binding
Source: RefSeq, a predicted model, not a curated record